AUGUUGUCUUUGGCCACGUUAGGCCAAACUGGAGCCCGACGAGUUGUGACCGUGACUCGAGGGAGAUUUAUGAGGGACGGCAGGUGCCAGUUUACCCGUUUCUCAGAAUCUCAAUAUGUUCCCAGGAACAGACUUUUCAGAGGCUUUAGUGCCACAGCUGCUCAUCUGAAUGCUUCAUCAUCAGCUACGCCCGGUCAGAAAACACCCUCCUACAGUUAUGUCAUCAUUGGGGCUGGGUCAGCGGGCUGCGUUCUUGCCAACCGCCUCAGUGAGGAUGCCCAUGAGUCUGUGCUGCUGCUGGAGGCUGGGCCUAAGGAUAAGCUGCUGGGCAGCUUACGACUGUCAUGGAAGAUCCACAUGCCGGCUGCGCUGACCUACAACCUCUGUGAUGAGAAGUAUAACUGGUACUACCACACUUUACCUCAGGCCCACAUGGACAACCGGGUGAUGUACUGGCCAAGGGGCCGUGUCUGGGGCGGGUCUUCGUCACUCAACGCCAUGGUGUACAUCCGCGGACACGCUGAAGACUACAACCGCUGGCAGAGAGAAGGGGCUGAGGGUUGGGAUUACGAGCACUGUCUGCCGUACUUCAGGAAAGCUCAGUGUCAUGAGCUGGGAGAAAACCGGUACCGUGGAGGCAGUGGACCUCUUCACGUGUCUAGAGGCAAGACCAACCACCCCCUUCAUAAGGCUUUUAUUGAAGCGGGGCAGCAGGCUGGAUACCCCUUCACCGAUGACAUGAACGGAUACCAACAGGAGGGUCUCGGCUGGAUGGAUAUGACCGUUUAUAAAGGGAAGAGGUGGAGCACAGCCAGUGCCUACCUGAGACCCGUCCUGGGUCGAUCAAACCUGAAGACUGAGGUGCGCUGCCUGACCACCAAGAUCCUGUUUGACGGCGCCCGCGCGGUGGGCGUAGAAUACACGCAGAAUGGACAAAAGAAAAGGGUGUUUGCAGAUAAAGAGGUAAUACUGAGCGGAGGAGCAAUCAACUCCCCACAGCUUCUUAUGCUGUCUGGGGUAGGAAACGCUGAUGACCUGAAACAACUUGACAUUCCUGUUGUUCAACACUUACCGGGUGUUGGCAGUAACUUGCAGGAUCAUUUGGAGCUGUACGUCCAGCAGCAGUGCACUCAGCCCAUCACCCUGUACAAGGCCCAGAAACCUUUCCACAUGGUCAAGAUAGGCCUGGAGUGGCUCACUCUGUUCACCGGCUAUGGAGCUACAGCCCACCUGGAGAGCGGUGGGUUCAUCCGCAGUCGGCCACACGUCACACACCCCGAUGUCCAGUUCCACUUCCUGCCUUCGCAGGUCAUUGACCACGGACGAGUUGCCUCUAAGAUAGAGGCGUAUCAGGUUCACGUCGGACCAAUGAGAAGCACAAGUAUCGGUUGGAUGAAGCUGAAGAGCGCCAAUCCUCUAGAUCACCCGAUUCUGCAGCCGAAUUAUCUUUCCACAGAUAUCGACGUGUGGGAGUUCAGGGAGUGCGUCAAACUCUCCAGAGAGAUCUUCGCUCAGAAGGCCUUUGACACGUUCCGUGGGUCCGAAGUCCAGCCCGGUCCUCAGGUCCAAUCCGACGCCGACAUCGACGCCUUCGUCCGCCGAAAAGCUGACAGCGCCUACCACCCGUCCUGCACCUGCAAGAUGGGCUCACCUUCUGACCCGAUGGCAGUCGUCGACUCCAACGCGCGCGUCCUGGGUCUGGAGCGGCUGCGCGUGGUCGACGCCUCCAUCAUGCCCAGCAUCGUCAGCGGCAACCUGAACGCUCCGACCAUCAUGAUAGCAGAGAAGACUGCUGACACCAUCAGAGGUCGCCCUCCUCUCGUCGACCCAGAGGUCCCCGUGUACCAUCCGCCGACACUCAACACACAGAGAUAAACCGAGAGAGCGAGGAGCUGAAGGAGAGGAGUAACAGCCGGCGCCCUUCAGCACUCGAGUAAAAGGGUACGUGUGGGUCAGAAAGAGUUCACAACAUAAUCAGUCAUUAGACAACAACAGCAGUGUAUUGUGUGUUUGAUCGGGAGCUGAUCACUUUGCCUUUGAUCUGAUAUCGUAAAUGAAUAAUGUGAGCGUGUUGUCUUGUUGAUUUGCACACAACUUAGCGUAUCAGUGUUAGAUGUGUCACUGUUGCACACUACUAAUUAUGAAGGGCUGAUCUACAUGAUCUAAAUUAAAGGCCAUAAUGGUGUUGAAUGCAGUUGAUUUUAGCAGUUUACCUCUCAGAUCGUUUAUGUCUUAAGUAAUCUUAAAGCUAAUGUGAUGAAACUUUCAGGCACCCUGAUAAUGGUUCCUUCUCCUGCCUAGUUUGGGAAGCGUUCAGUGACUAAAACCAGCUUUUAGCUCAGGUUAACUGAGGUGACUCCUCAGAUUGGACCAGCCAAUUCAGUUGAUUUUACUUCUAAUUUGGCUAAACUUUAUAGAAUUUACUUACAACCACACUAAAACAAAUUUUCUUGCCUUAUUGUUUUAAAGUUAGACAUUUAUAAAGUUCAGCCGUGUGCUGGAACUUUCUGAUGGCACGACAUGGUUGCUAGGAAGAUUGCUGAGGAAUAGCAAUAAAUGACUAGUAUUACCUUGUUGAAUGUGAACAAUGCCCCAACUUUGAUAUGUUCGUGUGUGUUUUGUGUUAGUUGUGUUUGCACACUCUGAAGUUGAUAUGACUUACAAACUGCACAAGCCUACAGUCAAAUAUAAGCCAUAUAAAACAGCUGCAACACAAAUAAUGCCUUAACCCUCCUUCCCAUUAAAACUGACACGUUUUCAAUGGUCUAGUAUCCCAAUGGAAAAAUGUGACUUCUACCACAACAACAGAACAGCUAUAUAUUUGAACUCAUGUGCUUUUAAAUGCCUUCUUUUUUCACCCCACUGCAUUUCAAAACCGCUUUCUCAUCAGCCUUCAUAGAUUGUCCUUUUCAAAUCGUGAGUGAUCUUUGUUGUUGCUAAGUGACUCAUUAUCAGCAACCCUGGGUUUCAGGCAGAGUGUUGACCCAAGCAGUCUUAGUAGCAGUUUUUGUUUUGUCUGUGCAGAUCACUUAUCAGCACCUUCCUGAAACAAUGCAGAUUCAACCGCUUGACAAAAAUACUGGUGUGUCGCACACACUAAGAAUGAUUUCACACUAGUCUUUUUGGAAUUUGGUCAUAAACAUUGUUUUCAAACCCAGGUUACUAGAAACCGUACCAGACUCAGUUUAAAUGUGGUAGGAUCCAUCUGCAGUCACCAACUUCAAUCCUCACUCCCACAGGAAAAUGUUUUUGUGGUUAACCGUUAUUUGAGGCAUUAUUGUAUUGUUGACGAGACAAAAUACAGACAGUUGAGAAUUUUUCCUAAGAACUCUUGGGCUCUUUUUUACAGCUGUGCCUGCGUAACCUCCGCCUUUUCCUUAGUACAUGUUCGUCACUGAUUUCCUGGCAGUUGUAGCUCACAAGCACGCACUGCUGCUCCAGACAAGUGGGUUGUGGGUCAGAACAGUAGUAAAAGGUGAGCGUGAGAGAUGACAAUCAAAUGCACAAAGCUGGAGUUGCCUUUUUGCAUUGCCACCAAACAUGAUUUUAUAUCACAGUCAAAGUAUUGACUUGAAGCAGUUAAAGGAACAAUAUUUUUAAAUGGUCUGCACCAUUGCAUGCGUACAGGAGAGGAAUAAAACUGAUCCUCUGUGUGAGCUCUGUCAUGCUGUUGAUUUCUUUGAGUGAUCUUUUUCAUGGCUUUAUCUUUUCUUGUGUAAGUAUUCCACCUUUUGGUUCAGGCCAAUCUGCUAGUUGUUUAAUCUAAGUAGCAAAUUUUGGCUCAGAAUAUCAAAUCUGGCUACUGUAGAUACUGUGUUAAAAUACUCUUUUAUGUAAAAUAUACACUAUAAAGCAAAUCUUUAGCUUUUUUAAUGUUUUGUGGAUGUUUACAAAGAAUCUUUUGAAGAUGAUUGUGUAUACCUGAUCAGAUAAUACCAUUGGUGCCUGUAGAAUCAUUAUGUUCUGAAGUCAAUGUGAGUGAUGAAGUGUAUUAGUGUACUAAUAUGUUGGUAUCUUCAAUCAGAAGUAUUGAUUUAAAUAGUUUUUUGGUUAUCAGCUCUAAUGGAAUCAGCACAGUGCCAGAAUGCAUUAUAAUCAAUUAAGCAUUGCACUACACUAUGAAGUAUCUUUCUUUCUGUGACAAUUAAUGUUUACAUUAUAUGCAGUGUUUUACAAUAUUACUUGAAUUUUUAACUCAUUUGUGUCCCAAUGAAGGAGUAACAUGUUGAUUGUAAAGGGAAAAUUAGUGUUAAAUUUCUUCCAGCCUUUAUGUUUGCAUGUUUGUUUUUUCUCUUGAUUGUAAACAAACACUUCAGACCGUCCUGACCUUGUCCUCAUGACUUUAUUCAGUGAUCCUUACAAAAAUCCUCAGCAUGUUAAUUUGUACAAAACAGGGUUUUUGUAUUCCAUUGGUACAAAAUCUAUAAUAUAAGGUACUAGAACUUAUGCUACAAAGUAGAUGGAGCUAUGUUUUUUAAUUUCCAUACAACAAAUGGGUAGAAAGCAGAAAUCUUCAAGUUCAUCACUUUUUUUUUUUUUUUUUUACAAACACUGUACAGAUUUCAUACAUUGUCAGUUCACCUGUAAAGCAGUGGAACAGUACAAAAAAAUAAAGCUGUCAGUUGCACAACAAA
Morone saxatilis (striped sea-bass) is the source of this 4634-nucleotide messenger RNA. It is a transcript of the gene chdh, whose product is annotated as choline dehydrogenase. Gene Ontology annotation, cellular component: mitochondrial inner membrane. The transcript is spliced from 9 exons. Gene Ontology annotation, molecular function: choline dehydrogenase activity; flavin adenine dinucleotide binding. Bases 1 to 1875 code for a protein of 624 amino acids. NCBI's taxonomy places the organism in Eukaryota, Metazoa, Chordata, Actinopteri, Moronidae. The record is from RefSeq and is a predicted model, not a curated record.